This is a messenger RNA of Monoraphidium neglectum, 2223 nucleotides long. RefSeq lists its product as hypothetical. The coding region runs from base 1 to 2223 and encodes 740 amino acids. The record is from RefSeq and is a predicted model, not a curated record. The transcript has 6 exons. NCBI's taxonomy places the organism in Eukaryota, Viridiplantae, Chlorophyta, Chlorophyceae, Sphaeropleales, Selenastraceae.
AUGAUGGUCCCUUUCUCUCGUGGCCCCAGCUACCAGCGGAUCCCCAGCUUCAGCCAGCUUCACGGCCACAGCGCGGCCCAGCAAAGCGGCACACCCCCAGGCUGCCGCACGCGCGCAGCACGCGCGGCAGCGGGCAGUGCGGCGCCGCUGAUCCUCCUCUGCCUGCUGUCGUCGGCACUAACAUACUUCGCGACCCACGGCAUGCAGCGGCACGCGGUCUCGGCCAGCGCCGCACGGCUGGACGCCCUGGCCGCAGACACGUGGAACCUGCCGCCCGUCGCGCCGCCGGAGGCCACUGUGAGGCUGGAGGGGGCAGGCGGGGGCGGCGCCAGCACGCUGCGCGCGGCCGCGGCGGCGCGGCUGCUCAACCCCGCCAGCUCCGACGGGGCGGCAGCGCCAGCGGCGGUAGUAGCGGCGUCGCCACUGGGGGAUGUGCCGGCAGCCGUCGCGCCUGUUGCGGUCGAGCAAUUUGAGCGGGCGCACGAGGAGCCGCUUGCGCAGCUGGCGGCGCACCCACCCCCCAACGCGGCCAUCCCUGAAGCCCAGUUAGCGGCCGCGGGCGAACGCCUCGUGCAGGAGCAGGAGCAGGUGGCACGGCAGCGGGAUCCCAAGCAGCUGACCGGGUCAGGGGGCGCCGCGGCGCACGCUGCAGCGGCGGGCGCAGCCGCUGUGUCUGCGCAUGCGCCUGGUGCAAACAGCCACAAGGAGGUACAUGCCGCCGCCGCAGCCAUGGCCCCGCAUCAGCCUUCACAGCAGGAGCACCAUGCGCAGGCGGCGACUCCGCAGCGGCAGCAGCAGCAGCACCCGCAGCAGCAGCACCCGCAGCAGCAGCACCCGCAGCAGCAGCACCCGCAGCGGCAGCACCCGCAGCAGCCGCAGCAGCAGCAGCAGCAGCAGCAGCAGCAGCAGCAGCAUAUCGCACCCCAGCCGCUGGCUGCCACACAGGCGCCGCAGCAGGCGGCGCCCAUGGCGCAGCAGCAGCACCACCACCAGCCCGCCGCCGCGGCCCUGGCAACGCCGUCACUGGCUCACGUGCAGCCCUCCUCUGUCGCGCCCCACCUGGCACACCUCAAAGACCCCAGGCCCCGCCGCCCCCCGCGCCCGCGCCAGCAGCCGGCCGCCGGCGCGGCGGCGCCGGCCGGCCUGCGGCGUGCGCGGAGGGACGGGAUCGAGCUGAAGCCCUACGGCGCCACCGGCCGCACGCGCGUGGCGCUGGUCAACCACGCCCCCUACCACCUGGAGAUCGUGGCCGGCUGGCUGCACGUGCUGAGUCAGCUUCCGGUGGAGGUGAUCUGGUACCAAGCGGGGCAGGCGACGCCGGGAGGCGUGGAGACCUUCACGGUGGACGAGCUGUUGGAAGCGCAGGGAUUCUACGAACUGGUGGACCCCUCUGGGUUCCGCAUGGUGCCCGUAACCUCGGAGCCCGUGCGCGUGGACUUUGCUGUCUUUGUUUCGCCCGAGUACUACGAGCACCAGACCAAGCUCUUCCUGGAGCGCGCCCUCCCCAUAUCCUCGGUGAUGGUCGUGCACAACGGCGGCAACCACGCGCUGCAGCGCCUCAAGGCGCUCGCGCCGCGCACCCACAUCGUCGCCCUCGCGCCCCACGUGGCUGCGGCGGCGCGCGAGAGGCUGGGUCUGGACGUGGAGUGGGCGAUGGCCGCGCACCCCUUCAAGCCCAAGGCGAGCGGGGUCCUGCAGGCGUGGGCGCCUUGUGAGCUGAGCGGCCCCAGCGCCGCGGCGCCGCUCUGCCUCCACGGCUUCGCCAUCCAGGGCAACUUCGAGCCGCAGCGCCGCAACUACACGCGCGUCUGGUCGAUGCUGCGCGCCCACGCGGCGGCCGGCCGCAUACCCACGGCGCCGCCGCUGCCGCCGCUGCACCUGCAUCUGGUGGGGCGCGGCAAUGUAGAGCAUCUGGCCCUCCCGCCAGAGGUGGAGGCGGUGACAACGGUCCACUUCAACCAGCCCUACCCAGAUUACUACGAGCAGAUCCACCACACGCAUGCGCUACUGCUCGUCCUGGGCUCCCCCGCGUACCUGACCUCCAAGAUGAGCUCCACAGUGGUGUCCUCCCUCACCACGGGCGUCCCCGUCGUCGCUGACGAGGCGGUGCUGGGCGCCUACACGUUCCUGCCGCGCGAGGCUGUGUUUGAGAUGCGCAAGGGGGAGGACGAGGUGGACGCCAUGAUCAGGGGCGCGCCACGCACGGCGCUGGGCCGCAAUUGA